UUAACAGAAGAUCCGCUCAUUAAUCAAAUUCGAAUCAUGUCCAAGCUCAGCAUUUUCCUCCUGCUCGUCGCCCUGGUGGUGGCCAUUGAUGCCGAUGGCGAUAGCGAUGUUGGCCGGCCCUGCGAUGGCCGCUGCACCAUCCGGGACCUGAAUAGCCCGAGGCUCCUCUGCGUACGGGAUCGCCGCACUAAUACCUGUACCAAGCUGAGGGCUUGUCGUCUCCGCGAGCUUAACUGCCGCCGGCGCGACUCUGGCCUGACACCGCUCAAGGAGAGCUGCGUCACCCGAUGCCGCAAUAUCAGGGGCGGCAGCGGCGUCAGCGGCCAGUGCGCCAAGCGCCUCCGCACCCAGUCGCCCCAUUCCAUAGACUCCAAGCAAGUGCGCGCAUGUCGCAGUCGUCAGUGCAUCGAUGACAAGAUCGCCGGCUGCUGGAAGGAUCGACAGGGCGCCUGCAUCUUGCAGACCCGUUGCGAGGCAAACCGCAGCAACUGCGUCAGGCAGUCCAACCAAUGGAUCCGCACUAGUCAGUGGCGUUGCCGUGGCAAUGUCCAGGGUGGCGGAGCCCGCAGGUGCCACUCCCAGCCCAUCAUCAUUAAAGAUUAGGCACGGGCAGGGCAGUCCCUCGCUCCACUCCUUAUUCGAACUCAAAACCCGAAGACC
Molecule: messenger RNA, 660 nt
Organism: Drosophila obscura
Lineage: Eukaryota; Metazoa; Arthropoda; Insecta; Diptera; Drosophilidae
Exons: 1
Coding region: 37-603 (188 amino acids)
Source: RefSeq, a predicted model, not a curated record